Messenger RNA from Aureobasidium pullulans EXF-150, 1330 nucleotides. RefSeq lists its product as uncharacterized. The transcript is spliced from 6 exons. The record is from RefSeq and is a predicted model, not a curated record. NCBI's taxonomy places the organism in Eukaryota, Fungi, Ascomycota, Dothideomycetes, Dothideales, Saccotheciaceae. The coding region runs from base 181 to 1146 and encodes 321 amino acids.
CAGGACUUGAUCCCAUAUACCAGGCUUGUUUCCCUGCCCUCGGACUUGUUGGAACAGGACCGCUCUUCCAGAGUGUCACACCCCGUUAGGCUCCAGACCACGGACUCCUGAGUCCAUACCACCCAGAAGGAUAUCCGGAUUGUUUUUUGCAGUUUUCUCUUGCUGUUCUACUCCAUAACCAUGGCCGGAAGUAUAUUGCGAAACUGGUUCGUGCCCAAGGAUGGCAUCAACCGCCAGGUCAUCUCUGCAGACAUACAGAAAUAUCUAGGCAACGAUGCGACCAUCCGUCCAGGAAAGGACAAGGUCAACAAUAAAGAGAUCGAGGGUUACUGGAUCAAAGCAUACAGAAAUCUCACUUCAGAAAUGAUCAACGACCUUCGAAUGGCCUCGACGAAAUGGGAACAAGAACAGCGUUCCGGCAGAAGAGGCGCCUACGAAGAUUCACACACAUACAGACAGGCUACCAACACUGGACCUCCUAACGGUAACGGUGCUUAUCGCGCUAGCACAAACUCACCUCAGCUUGACGGAGCCUACCUUCCUCCUAAUGGUCAUGUUCCUCCCCAUGUUGCCCAAAGGAUCCCCAUUCCGGACAUGGCUUCUUCCCCUUAUGAGGAUCCCAGAUCCCGGAUGUAUGGCCUCCCUCCACACUCCGGCGCUCCUGUGACCACAGGUUUUGGUGACCCUUCCAUGUACGCUUCGCACCAACCCAGGCAGGCACCUAACGGAUACGCACCCCCUGGAGAGUUCUAUAAUGGCCCUCCCGGAUAUGCCCAUGAUGUUCCGCCACCCCACAUGAGAAACCCUCCCCAAUAUCCUCCUCAAUAUCCUCCAGGUCACAGAGAUCCCAGGGAUGAAAUUAGAUAUGCUCAGGAGUACCAGGACCCAAGGGGAUACGCCAACUACCCUCCGGUAUCUGUCGCGCAAAAUGGAGGAGCCUCAAGUCCUCAGACCACAAGUAACUAUCCUCAGCCUCGUAUGCCGCCGCAAUACGAUCAAUACGGACGUCCCUACGCUCCACCAACUCCAAUGCCUGAUCAGUCUUACACUCGUCCAUCGCCCUCUGUGGAUUCUUCCUAUGGACGUGAACGCCCAUCUGCUCCUCCAGGUGCGGACCGUGGCGCACCUCGUCGUAGGAUUAACUAGAAUCGUGACUGGUUAUGUGUUGGUUCCGCUUCUCCAUGACGGUGCUUCCGGAGGUCCGUCGCCGCUGUUCUCUGGAUCUUUAUUCCAUGUCUUUGUUACCAUUCCGUUGGAGAUUUAUUGCGCAAUGCUUUUCAUGGCCCGUCCUCCUACCUUUGGAUACUCUCUGGUAGCAUUGGUGAUUGGC